Molecule: messenger RNA, 1465 nt
Organism: Cryptomeria japonica (Japanese cedar)
Lineage: Eukaryota; Viridiplantae; Streptophyta; Pinopsida; Cupressales; Cupressaceae
Product: glycine-rich RNA-binding protein RZ1C
Exons: 2
Coding region: 121-897 (258 amino acids)
Molecular function (GO): zinc ion binding; RNA binding
Source: RefSeq, a predicted model, not a curated record
UGAACGGAAAUGUUUUGGGAUAUAACAUACACCGACGCAACAUACUUGGCGUGGUAAAAUCGAGCUGCCUCUGAGUGCAAGGGUUUGGAUUAGGGUUUUGUGUGGGUUUGCAGUAGAAGCAUGUCUGGGAAGGAAGAGUACCGCGUGUUCGUUGGGGGGCUUUCCUGGGACACCUCCGACAGGGAACUCGAGAGCACCUUCAGCCGCUUUGGCAAAGUUUUGGAAGCCCAGGUGAUGUUGGACAGAGAAACAGGUCGGCCCCGUGGCUUUGGCUUUGUGACCUUUGCUGAUUUGCGAGCCAUGGAAGAUGCUAUUGAUCAGUUGCAUGGAAGAGAACUAAAUGGGAGGAGCAUCUCUGUCAACAAAGCUCAGCCUAAGGCUGAGGUAGAUUCUGACUAUGGCUAUGGUGGGUACGGUUCUGCAAGAGGGGAUUAUGUUGAUAGAGCACCAGGACGAUCUGAUUGCUUCAAAUGUGGUCGUCCUGGACAUUGGGCUCGGGAGUGUACUGUGGGUGGGGGUGGUGGUCGCUUUUCAUCUCGCCCUAGAUAUGGUGGAGGUGGUCGUGGAGACCGUUUUGGAGGGGAUCGUUAUAACAGCCGCUAUGAUGACCGUUAUAGUGGUGGCCGUUAUGGUGAAAGGGACCGUGGAGCUGAUAGUAGGGACAGAUAUGGCAGUCGUGAACAAUAUGGCAGUGAUCGUUAUGCAUCUGACCGAUACGCACAGAAUGGAUAUGGAAAAGACAGGGGUUAUGAGCGUGACAGUGCAAGGGGAAGUGAUCGAUAUGGCAGUGGUGGCAGCGGUGGUCCUGCACGUUAUGAGGGAAGCUACAGAGAGAGACCAGGACCAUAUGAUCGUCCAAGUCGGGGCCGACCAUCAUCUUAUGAUGAUCGUUAUUAAUGACUUAAUGUUUGUUGUGUUUAUAUUUUCUGGAUGUUACAGAUGGAUGUUACCUGCAGACUAUAUUCUUUAAGAUGAAAGGCUUGUAGUUGUGAUUGGAUAAGACAAUGCCAGAUAAUUCAGUUAUGCUAUAUAAUCAUGACCACAUGUUUUCAUGUUGUUAGGCUUUUAUUUAAACAGAAGUUGGUACAUGCAACACAGUUGAGCAUGGUUUGGACUUAAAUUUAAGGGCCUUCUCUGUAUGGAAGAGAUUGACAGUCAUUCUGAUAAACAUCAUCUUUUGCAGUGCCUUUGAAACCAUUUCAAAUAUAUUAGAAGUGGAAGUGUUCAGCUACAUAUGUUAUUGUUAUGUUGAAUUUGCUUGAAAACAGUUUUGUUUGAGAUGGCAGCAUCUUUAAGUUUCUAAGAAACAGAAGUGGCAUCUGGUAAUUUCAGAGUGAAGACUUAAAGACUCCAUAGGGAGGCUUGGCUUUUUAUUUGAGAUUCUUCAUCUGACGGGACAAUGAUUUUGAGAUCUGAGAUCUAACAUAUUUGCAGUAGUGAUUAUUUUUAUUGUUUCUUGCUGUUA